Ilex paraguariensis (yerba mate) is the source of this 636-nucleotide messenger RNA. Lineage: Eukaryota; Viridiplantae; Streptophyta; Magnoliopsida; Aquifoliales; Aquifoliaceae. The record is from the annotation of a GenBank genome assembly.
AUGGCUAGAGAACAGAAAGGGUUACGGCAUUAUGAGGAGAAUUUGAAGCGGAGAUUUCUCCUCUUCUUUUUAGUCUCAACAGGACUGUUUCCAACUUUGCCUUCUGGUGGAAAGACAAAAAGUAAGAACCCAUAUGAUGAAAAGCGCCUACUUGAACAAAACAAGCGGGUGCAGAAAGAAAACAAUGCACCAGAAGACUUCCCAAGUUUUGUUAGAGAAGGUUUUGAGGUUAAAGUAGUGACAUCAGAAAACUAUGAAAAACGUGACUCUGGACUUAUAUACCUGGACUUUGAAGUUGGUAAAGGUGAUUGCCCAACGGCUGGUCAACAGGUAACUUUUCACUAUGUUGGCUACAAUGAGUCAGGCCGUCGUAUCGACAGCACCUAUCUGCAGGGAUCUCCUGCAAAAAUCCGAAUGGGCACUAAUGCAUUAGUUCCAGGAUUUGAAGAAGGAAUUCGAGACAUGAGACCCGGGGGGAAAAGAAGAUUAAUUAUUCCUCCGGAACUUGGACCCCCGGUAGGACCUUCCACUUUUUUUAGCGCAAAACAAUUUGAGGUUUUUGAUGUGGAGCUGCUCAGCGUUCAAGAUUGUCAAAGACGAACCAUAGGAUUCUACUCUGAUGUUGUGUGCAACUGA